Penicillium oxalicum is the source of this 261-nucleotide messenger RNA. RefSeq lists its product as uncharacterized. Bases 1 to 261 code for a protein of 86 amino acids. NCBI's taxonomy places the organism in Eukaryota, Fungi, Ascomycota, Eurotiomycetes, Eurotiales, Aspergillaceae. The record is from RefSeq and is a predicted model, not a curated record. The transcript is spliced from 2 exons.
AUGGAUGCACAUUUGACUGUGGUACUCGCACAUGGAGGAACGGGGCUCAGAAUUAUGCACGGAUGGUCCUCGAUCAUAACGUGGGCCUCGGAUGCAGUGUUUAUGAUUCCGACCCGCCCGUGUCCACUCGAUACUUCCACAAGGUAUGGCAAGCGCUCGUGUCGAGCUCAUCGGAACCGGCGAGAACCCGAUAUCUACAUAAGGCGUGUAAGCCUGAGUGAUGUUAGAUUACCUUCAAGAGCAGAAGUCGCACAAAGCUAA